Molecule: messenger RNA, 765 nt
Organism: Echinostoma caproni
Lineage: Eukaryota; Metazoa; Platyhelminthes; Trematoda; Plagiorchiida; Echinostomatidae
Source: the annotation of a GenBank genome assembly
AUGCAUUCGCUUUGCGUUACCCAAUCAUUCUGGGCAGAUUCCACGAAUUACGGCUUGCGUUUCAAUGAAGCAAAACUAUUGUCCAAUUUGGAGUACACGAAUUCCAGUGUCGUAUGGCUCGGGAUGGAAAUUCGAAACGACUUGAGCAUUAUGAUCCCGGAAGCUCCACCUCCACUGUUCUGUCAGUACUCCGGGUUACCUCUGUUCGCCAGUGAGUGUUUGUGGCGUCUGUAUCGAAGUCGGCCUGGAUAUAACAUUUGGCGUUUCGCAUUCCGUAACAUGCCCGUAGUCUACUAUCAGGAUGCCAAACAAAAACGGCCAUUUCGAUUUAGUGGUGUGGAAUCACUUAACGCCUAUCGAUUGGGUAUUCGAUUGGCCACUCUGAUCUGGAUUAGCAUUAAAACCUCUCCGGAUCGUCUGCGUCUCCUCCAACCCGACAUAUCGAGGUGUCUGGCAGGAAUUAUCAAAUGCAAAUUCCACGCUCUGUUGGGUCCCAGACAAUGGCGACUUCACCGUUUGGCCCGAAAUGCAUUUAUCAAACGUCUCCACUUACAUCGUGGCGAACUGAUGCAUUUGUUUCGUGCCCUACAAAUAUUCUCUCAACCGGAUAAACGAAGAACUGAUCGCUUUUCCCUAGAUCCGAGGCCAAACACACACGAAUCAUCAGCUGACCACUCACCGGCUCAUGCCACAGUGACUCCCAUUCUGUCUGAUAGUUCGCUUGCUACCACAUCCAACUCUCUUGCUAUUGUACCUUUUGAAUAG